Aspergillus homomorphus CBS 101889 is the source of this 762-nucleotide messenger RNA. RefSeq names its product peroxiredoxin-like family protein. Lineage: Eukaryota; Fungi; Ascomycota; Eurotiomycetes; Eurotiales; Aspergillaceae. The record is from RefSeq and is a predicted model, not a curated record. The transcript is spliced from 2 exons. The coding region runs from base 40 to 762 and encodes 240 amino acids.
CUUAAGCACAAUAAUUUCCCCACAUCAUCAUCACACACCAUGCUCGACAUUGCCAAUCAGCCCAAGAUCCAAGGCCAUUCAAGCUCAGACAUCGAUGGUCUCAGUAACACCACACCUGUGGGGGAUAAUCAAGCCAAAAACCUGAAAGGCGAAGAGCCACCCUCUGCGGAAAGUCAAGCAAAAGCGGCGAGUUACACGGUUCUUGAUCGCCAGGAAAAGCCUCGCCCGUACCAUGACCUCUACAAUGGUCUCGAUGCAGCACCUCGAACAUUGGUCGUGUUUAUUCGACACUUCUUCUGUGGGAGCUGCAAAGAAUACGUCCGGUCUCUGUCGGAAGUCAUCACCCCGGAAUUACUUUCCGACUUGAGCACUCCAACAUCCGUGGUGAUCGUUGGCUGCGGCGACCCGGGCUUGAUCGAGGCCUACGCUACAGAGACGGAUUGUCGAUUUCCUAUCUACGCCGAUCCCACUCGGAAGCUCUACGAUGAGUUAGGGUUGCUGUCCUCGUUGGCUAUGAGUGCUCGCCCGGACUAUAUCCGCAAGGGCAUGACUCAAGUUGUGGUGGAGUCGGUGUGGGAAAAGCUGAAACAGAUACCAAGUGGAUUGGCUUUGAAGGGAGGCGACUCGCGACAGAACGGCGGCGAGUUUCUUUACGACCAGGAAAGUGGGAGGGAGGAGAAGCGGGCUAAUUGGUGUCAUCGUAUGUCAAAUACACGCGACCAUACUGAGCUUGCGGUCUUGAUCGAGAUCCUCAAACGAUAA